AUACGCGCACUCGAUUGGCGUCGGCCGGCGUCCCGGGAGGGGCGCGACGCCAGCCAAGAACGAACGUUGAUACUAAACCGCGGCCGGAGCUGCUCCGAACGACAGUUCAACGAGCGUGUGUUCCGAGGCCGGAUCACGGUGGUCCAUCCGAGCGGCGCCCGGCCGCGCGAAACGAACCGAUUCCGUGUCUGGAUCAUCGGCCGCGUCACGUCACGUUCGCGAGAGGGAUCGAGCGAUCUCCGACGACGGGAAAAAGAAGGGGAUGAUCACGAUAUCACAAACGAUCUCGCACCGGCAGUCCUUUUUGUAGACAGACGAUCCGCGAUUUUUCCGGGACACCCGGUAUACCGAUCGACCGUUCACAGUCUCAUCUGUAUCACCGCGUUAUCAUCGUCAUUGUCAUCGUCAACAUUAUCAUCGUCAUCAUCAUCAUUAUCGGGACGUUGGACUAGUGCCACGUGACUGUCGCGAGAGGGUCUGGAAGAGAGGAUCGAGCGUGCUCGACCUUCCUAGCAAUCCUCUUCGAGCAGACUCAUCAGGACGACGCCACGAGGAACGUGGAUACUCUCCUCGCGCGUGUCGGUGUACGUGUGUGCCCGCGCGUGUUUGUGUGUGUCAUCCAUUCUAUUGUGUGUGUGUCGAGUCAGUGCCGCUCGGUAGCGAGCGCGGUGAUCCAGCUGGUGACUGUGAGCGGAGUGCUGCUGCCACUUGCGGUAGAGAGAGAGAGAAAGAGAGAGGGGGGGAGGGAAGAGGAGGGAAGAGAGAACAAGGGUGCACUCUCGAAUGCGUGCCGCUUCCGGCAGACCGGAAGCCUGCGUGCGAAUGCCCUCGGGAUGCGUCCCGCGGCGCGGCGGCCACGAGUGACCGCGACAGUGCAGCAUCCGCUGCUGCGAAUCCUGCCGGACGAGCGAGCCCCGGCUACUGAUUAACCCGCCGGUGUAAUUAAUCCGACUUGUGCGCGCCGCGCUCGUCGACGAACCCCUGGAACCGUUUCCACCGACGCGACCCUUACCGUACGCGUCCCGGCCCGUAAAUCAGUGAGCCAAGGCUGGCGAAAGGAAUUGGUCUUGAUCCAAUUGUCCGAACUCGUGAAGAGCGAUAAGGGAAAGCGAGACGGAGAGCGAAGUACGACCUGGCCGAACGGAUGAGUGCUUCGCGUACCUCCUGUUUGUCGCGGGAUAUCUCGCAGGUCUCGCUUCGCAAACAGCGAAGCCGAGGAAUAGAGAAUUCGUGCGCGUGUGCUAAUUCGUAACAUGGAGAUGAGAGAUUAAAUUUUACUGGACUGACGUCAGUGAUCUAUAGCUGUUUCUCUCUGUCACCGUUCAGUACCGUCGUCCACGUUUUCCACAGGACGAUUUUGCAGUCUGCUAGUUUCCAAAAAGCCGGUGUGAGCGAAUUGCCUGUAGCCGUCCGCUCCACUUCUCGCUAGAGAUCACUCGAACUUCGCGUUCGAAAUCGCGAGUCGGAGAGACGGAGGCUGAAGUUGGAGUUAACUCGCCGUGAGAGUGGCUUGAGCGUCGCUCUUGUUUCAUUAUUGACCGUUAUCGUGCGUUACAUCGUGGAGUGAUCGUGGAAACUUCCGGGCUACAAACAGCAAUUCGAGGGAGAUUAAGGGAAUUUGUUUUAAUCCGGCUGCUGCCCCGCACACGACUACUUAAACUUUGUAACCUAGCCCGAUUCAAUAAAGCGAUCCUCGGAUGGGAUGUGAAGUUUCAUUCCACUUAUAUGAGCGAUCCGCAGUGACUUCGCGUGUGCCACGCUACUUCUCUUGAUCAACGGUCCUGUCGCGGAAUAGCUCAGGGUCUUUACUCAUGGACGACAAUUCGCGGGCUGAAGAUUUCGAUUUCGCCCGAGACGCUCCACAUCUCUCUGUGGGACAGUUUGUGACUCGCGACUUGAUCCACGAAGGUUGAGGAAAGAAGUUGUAGAUCGACUUGAUUCACAAAGGGUGAAGAAAGAAGGUGUGGAUCAAUGGCGGUGCCAUUGAGACGAAGAAAGAGCCCACCGUGCGAAGUUCGACGUUAUGAAUGAUUCACGUCGCCUUAUUCGUGGACUUUCGCAGGGCGAUUAGCAACUCGUGCACGUUCCAGGGUUAAUAUCCACGGAUAUAAGACGACAAUUGAAGUUUGGGAGAGGUAGCGAUCGCGACUAAUCGACAGACGUUCGCGAUAAAUCCGACAGGAGUUCACCACUCGGCGAACGAAUGAAUUCUUAACGCGGAAGAAACCAUCGCUCCAAUCGAUCGCUAUUUCGCGCAUGAAUAUUUCAAGGACGCGCUGUUCACGACGGCAUUCAAUUCGAAGCGGGUAUAAGCGGACUCAGAGGCGCAACGUGCGAGUUGAACGAGACGAUUAGCCGGUCAUCGGAGGGAGCCGGCAGGUCAAUACGGAGGACACGAUCGUCUUCUUUCCGCUCUGCGCUCACAGAGACGACGUUUCCUACGGUCGCUCUUUCUCGAAGGGGCAGUGAUCGUAAGCAGGAUCGGUGCAUCGAGGAUUUUCAUUUGCCGACAGUGCCAUGAAUGUUGCAUGAACGCGGUCUCCUAACAGGAGGAGAGGAUCUUUCUUCCGAAGGUGGUCGGCGGAACAUGAUCCCGGUGAAAUAUUGAACAGAUGAUCGAAGACACGCAGUCAUUCACGCGAUAGCCGCUGCCUGAUAGACACAAGCGAUCGCGAUUAAUUCGCAACGCAGCUGAUCGCUGCUGGAGUUACUCGGCGUAAUUAACAGAUCGCGCGCGCACCGCGAUCAGCGUGCGUUGGAACUGCCGUAUCAUAGACACUCUCCGAGAGGAGAUUCCUCGCAGCACGCCCCGCUAUCGUCGUAAUGAAGGGACGAGUAAAGGCCGAAUAAUGAUAAUCGCCAAAGGGAUCGCGAUCAAUUAACGUCUCCUGAAAUAAUUAACACCUGCUCUAACCCGGGAGUCGUGCUUCUGCGAAUCGGCCAGGAGGAAGAAUGCGCGCCGUGGACACGCGAUCCAAGUGCCGUUUCAAAGGAACGCUCGACGAGUGACUAGAGAAUUCGCGCGAGCGAGCACGGCUAAUUAAUAGUCCUUAAUAGUGGUUAACACUGCCUGUGUGCCAGGUGUGUCCGCGUUAUAGCGAGUGUGUCUCCUUUACGCGCGCGCAAUAUAAUCGCGUAUUAUCGACGGCUAAUUGACACGCAGACGUCGUGAUAAUUAAUACAACAAAUGCGCUCGUCGAUUCUCGUGAGAGUCUCGAUUGAAGCCGGAGCACGCGGGUGAUCGGGCCUCGGGCUUCAUUUUGACUGAUGAAUCGUCGCGUAUCACGUUAAUGUCGUGAACGCUCUCUUAAUACCGACAGUGGUCGCGCGCGCGCGCGCGCGUGUGGGUGUGUGUGUGUGUGUGCGCGCGCGAGCACGCGUGCGCUAAAUUACAUGUCACUCGUGAUCGCUGAUUUCGCGUCCUUCUCAAAGGGCGGGAACAGACGCGUCGACCGACAGCUAGGCUCGCCGGUCUUGAUUAAUCAGGCUAAUUAACCCCGUGUGUGUGCGCCGCAGCUGUGUGUCGCGAGACGUUUCAAGAUCGUUCUCCCGACGAGAGAUCCCCUGAACUCGUGCUUCUUCAUGCGACGCACUCGUGUAUGAUCGGGCACGCGCGAAUUGGGAAUGAGCGCACCGCAACGCGACGGUUAUUCGGUGGGAUAAUUAACGCGACCUAAGGACACCGCCGCAGGGUAACGAGCGGCCUUGAGCGCGCGCGCCGAAACAUCUUCAUCGACGUAUCGUUCGACAGGAAACGUCUUAAUUAAUAAUCACGCAAAGCCAUUGGGAUUCGUGUACCGUUUCGCAUAAUAAGGGAAGCGACCGAGGGAGGAGGGUGAAAAAAAGGAAAAAGAAAGCGGGAGAACAGGAGACGAAGAAAGGAAGAGAGGGACGAGUGAAAGACAGAGAGAGAGAGAGAGAGAGAGAAGAGAGAAACGAAGAAGAGAAGAGGCUCCCGGUGCUACAUCGUCCUCCUCUUCGUCUACUUUUUAUCGUUUCGUGAGGGCCCGAAAAAGAGUUCUCACGCCGCACGCGAGAGAGACCCCGAACACGCACGCAGGCACGCACGCACGAACAUACGCACGCACUCACCCCUCCGAGGAAAGCAGAAAGCCCGCGGCGCGCAAGGGAUCUUGAUUUCUUCCUGCUCGUCGAUUUUUUCUCUCCCCUUCAGGCCCUGCCAGCCGUCCCAAAUCCUGCCGGAGCGACGCGCGAGAAGGUAUGGGAAAAGAAAAAUCGCCUCUCAGCUUGCAGAGACACGCACGUUCUAUCGCGAUGCUAUUACGCUACCUCGCUCUCUGAGAAUUUAGGCUUUCGGAUACGUGUCAACGUCGUGCAGUAAGGACGACGACGUGGAAAAAUUACGCGUAGUCGGAGCUCGGAACCUCACGAUGGAGUGCCGCAAGGGUCGACGGAAAGGAGCACCGAUCCUCGGCGGGCUGCUGCUUGCGUGGCUCUUAACCAACGGCUGUGCCGUCGUCGCGCGAAAUAUGGAGAGGUACGACACGGCGUACGCGUGCGAAGGCAAGACGCUGGAGAUCGAGUGCGGCGAAGGGAAGCUGAUCCAUCUGAUACGGGCGAACUACGGCAGGUUCUCGAUCACGAUAUGCAACGAGCACGGGAACACUGACUGGAGCGUCAACUGCAUGUCGCCCAAGUCGUUCCGCGUGCUGAACAACGAGUGUAACGACCAGCAAAACUGCAGCAUCGUUGCGUCCACGCUGCAAUUCGGCGAUCCUUGCCCGAACACACACAAAUACCUCGAAGCGCAUUAUCGAUGCGUGUCCGCAGCCACCACCACGACGACGUCCCGACCAAGUCCGCCGUGGUUCAUAACUUCGCAGCCGAGUGUCUGGAGCACCGCUAAGCCGACCGUCAGGCCUCCCUCGAGGAUUACGACACCGGCGGCGCAGCAGCCGCCCCAGCAGCCACCGGUGCCGUCCACCCCAACGCUGCCUAUAACGACGCCGGCGAGCCCCACGUCGACGAGGUCCUUCGUCGAGAUCGAGGUCGACGAAGAGGACCAGGACUUAAUACCUCCUGCGAACGGUUCUCCGGCGAAUGGUCCGGCGAUACCGCCGAUUAUACCUGAGACCACUCAAGCCACGACAACGUCCACCUUCGCUCCCUGGAGAACCAGUCGAAGGACCACCGUACCCAGCACGCUGUACCCGGAGUCCAGCUCGAACGGCCAGUGGUACGACUACAGCAGACAAGUGUGUCCCCCGGUGGUGGCUAGGAAUUUGUCCUGGAACACAACGAGAGCCGGCGAUAUGGCUGUGCAGAGCUGUCCAGGCGGCGCGAACGGUCUGGCCAAGUGGCGGUGCGUGGUGCAUGGCGACACCGCCUUCUGGCAUCUCGACAGCCCCGACUUGAGCGAAUGUCGGUCCGUCUGGCUGACUACCCUGGAAAACCGCGUGACCGACGGCGAGAUGAUCCUCGGUAUCAGCCGGGAGCUCUCGCAAGUGACGAACAACAGCCGCGGGCUGUACGGCGGCGACAUGAUGAUCACCGCGAAGAUCAUCAAGAACAUGGCCGAGAAGAUGGCCUUGGAUAUUAGGUCGUAUAAAGAUCCAAAUCAGAGGGAGGUCAGCGUUACGGAGCUGCUGCAGGGUGUAGUGAGGACGAGCAGCAAUCUUCUCGACAAGUCGCAAAUGGCGUCCUGGAAGGAUCUCGCUCAUAAGGAUCAGAUGAGAGUCGCCACGUCGUUGCUGAUCGGUCUUGAGGAGAACGCUUUCCUAUUGGCGGACACGCUCAUGAACGAGAAGACCAUCAAGCACGAGGACAAAAACAUAUUGAUGGAAGUUCGCGUACUGGACGCGCGCAACAUCGACAACGAGCUGGAAGUUUUCCCGAGUGAGGCCGUGCUGCAGAAGUGGAUCUCGAACGAUCGCGUGGAACUUACCAGGGCCGCUUUGCUGGACAACAGCCAGUCCGGCAUCGUACGGCUGGUCUUCAUGGCCUUUGACAGGCUCGAGGAGAUACUGCAGCCGCAAGCGGAACCGCCGUCCAUCGUCACGAACGGCAAUUCCCAGCAGCGUAGGAACGCCACCAAGCUCCUCAACAGCAAAGUUAUCUCAGCGUCCUUGGGAAAAGGCCGGCACAUACAGCUCUCAGAGCCCGUCCGGGUGUAUUUCAGACACCUGGCGGUCGAGAACGUCACCAACCCCACUUGCGUCUUCUGGGAUUACAUCUUGAGCGCUUGGUCGGAAGAGGGAUGCCAUUUACAAAAGACCAACGAGACUCACACCGUGUGCGAGUGCAACCACCUGACAAACUUUGCCGUGCUGAUGGACGUGCACGCCGUCAGAUUGGACAUCGCCCAUCAGGUCGCGCUGCAGAUUAUCACGUAUAUAGGCUGCAUCAUUUCCGUCGUCUGCCUGGUCCUAGCCAUUCUAACGUUUCAAUUAUUUCGCGGACUAAAGUCGGACAGGACGACGAUCCACAAAAACCUCUGCGUAUGCUUGCUGAUAGCCGAGGUACUCUUCGUCUGCGGGAUUGGCCAAACGAAUCAAAGGGUUGUCUGCGGCAUUGUGGCCGGCUUGUUGCACUUUUUCUUCUUGUGUGCGUUCGCCUGGAUGUUCCUCGAAGGAUUCCAAUUAUACGUGAUGCUGAUUGAGGUUUUCGAGGCAGAAAAAUCUCGACUCCGAUGGUACUAUCUGGUUGCAUACGGCGCACCGUUGCUAGUGGUUGGAAUUUCGUGCAUAAUCGAUCCACUCAGCUAUGGUACCGAUCAGUAUUGCUGGCUACGAGCAGAUAAUUAUUUCAUCUUCAGCUUCGUUGGGCCUGUAUUACUCGUUAUACUGGCGAAUCUGGUGUUUCUGACGAUGGCGAUCUACAUGAUGUGCCGGCACACGAACACCACCGUGGCGAUGAAGAGCAAGGAGCACUCCCGUUUGGCUAGCGCAAAUGGAAAGGAAGAGAAUGCUCUUCCCAACAAAUUGCAAGCGCACUUGGCCUGGCUGCGGGGCGCUAUCGUGCUGGUGUUUCUACUAGGUCUGACCUGGACAUUCGGGCUCCUCUACUUGAACCAGGAGUCCGUCGUGAUGGCGUACAUCUUCACCGUAUUGAAUAGUCUCCAGGGGCUGUUUAUCUUUGUGUUCCAUUGCGUACAGAACGAGAAGGUGAGGAAGGAGUACCGGAAGUUCGUCCGCCGCCAUUCCUGGCUGCCGAAGUGCCUGAGGUGCUCGAAGACGGUGACGGGCGGCUCGGCCGGCUCCACCGGCGGCAGCGGCGGCGCCGGCGGCGCCAACGGCGGCAAGGACUUCGCCUCGCACAACACCUCGUCGAAUCCGUCGGCCCCGACGACCGACAGCUCCGGAUUGUCGCCUCACGCGGCCAGCAACGCCAACCAUUACUUGGUAUCCGGUCGAAGCUGGGCGAUAGUCGAUAGGCAGCCGGCGGUAACGGUGCCAGGUGAACCCUCCUCGACCGAGACUCACAUCGUGGCCACCCUGCCGUACGCACGUCACGCCUUCUUACCCUCAGCUCCCAAUAUCCCCAAAUCUGCCACCGCCACUUGGGGCCACCUUAACAAAAACCUCAUGUGGAAGAACAUUUCUUUUAAAUCCUACUCCCGUGAUUCCGGACACGGCGGCUCCGAGCAGGAGGACUCCCCACGGACGCACAACACCUUGACGCUCGGCCACUCAGGCAGGAGACGCGGACCGAGCGACGCCGGCGAGAUAAACAGCACUGGCAGCAGGACGACCGGCGGUAGACGCGCCGCGAUGCCGUACAAUCACACAUACACCGAGAUCGUGGACGGUCGCGGGGGCGGUGGCGGCAACGGCACCGGGCACCAUCAGCUGCACGCCCAUCACGGCCAACACGUGCAUCUGCCGCGCGGUCUCGCCAACGAGGACGAUCCAGUGUACGAGGAGAUCGAGCGGGGAAGCGGUGGUGGCGGCGGCGGCGGCGGCGGUGGCGGCGGCGGCGGCGGCGGUGGUGUCGGCGGAGGUAUCAUCGGCGGUGGUAUCGGUGGCGUCGUUGGCGCCGGCGAGAUCCAAGUGUCGGAUAUGUCCGACGAGGACGGCCGGCGGCAGAGUGACAUGAGCAGGCAGUCCUCCAGGAGCUACGGCGACCACCGGCCGCUGAUACCGUAUUCACCCGCUGCCGACCGCAACUUGGCGCACUACGGCCAGGCGAUGACGGAACGCGGCAACGGGGGAGCAGGCGGUAACCUCGCGCACUACGACACGACGGAAUACGGUCCGGCGAUGGAACGGACCCUGAACGCCUGUUGGGAAAAGCUGCGCCGGCAGCAGGCUAGGUACGAGCUCGGCGACCUGCCGCGGCUACCGGCGGCAUACGGCAUGCCGCCGCAGCAGGACCACACGCGGACGGUGGCCGUGUUGGACGGUCACACCGUCGUCUGCCACCUGCAGCCGCAGACGGACAUGUACACGGGUCGCGGUAUGCCGCCGCCGUCCUACAGCGAGUGUUAGGUCCGCCCGGUUCCACGACUCGGCGACCUGAGGGAGACAUUCCCUCCUCGACCUGCCGCGCAGGAACGAUGACGGACGUUCUUCCGGGGAGACGGGGCCGAUCAGCCGGAUCGGCGCGCAGCUAUCGCGAUCUGUCCGGAUGGCUCGUCUUGUCCGGGGACAUGUGGUGACGGUGUGGGGGUGACGGUGGUGGUGACGGUGAUGAUGACGAUUCGUUCCUGAGAAGAAGCGCGUGUUUAGUCGACGAUUAGUCCCCCUCGACGGUGGGGGCUCAUAAAAGGGGGUCUCCUGCGUGAGACGGACGUGUGCCGCUUUUUAGCUCAAACGUAAGCGCGACGGUGCGUCAUGGCCGAGGCUCGCGCGGAGGUUCGUCGCGUUUUAGCCAUAAAUCGACUCGUAUCGCGAGCGCUCUACCAGAACGCCGCCCUUGGCAUCCGUUGCAGCCGGGUGCAAUACGGUCGGACGUCUCCUCGCGAUCAGCAGCGAGACAGAGGGGAUGCUGAAGAGCACAGAUGCUGAGAGAGUGAGCGAGAGAAAGGUUGGAAUGAGUGUGAGGUCGAGACGGGCGUCCAACUAGACUGCCACGUCGUCCAACGGACGCCCGCGUCUCUUAGGAUUUACCUAAGUGUGCAUGCGUGGGGUGUGUGAGUGCGUGAGAAAACCACUGCGACGCGGACUUUGUAUAACAGGACUGUAGCGGACCUCUCGUUUAGGCUAAGUCGACGACGACGAUGACCACGACGACAACGACGAUGACGAUGACGACGACGACGACGACGACGACGUGUGCCCGUUCGUGGCCGGGCGUUUGGAAUUGGCGAAUCGAGUGCGCGAGCAAAGACCAGAACGUGACGAGUCCUUAUGGACGGGAGCUUUCCGGAGUCCGCAGCGACGCGAAAAUCGGCUUCGAGAAUUGCGAGGCAACGGAAAGGAAACAGCAGAAAAUUUGUCCCGAAUGUGAUCGCACGCUUUGAGACAGUGAUUUUAUGAGCUUCGCACGAGCGUAAUGAACCAAAGUUUUACUAACAUGAUAUGUUGAAAAUAGCUCGUGGAAAUUUUUGCAAAAUAUUUCUUGUCAAUAUUACUCUGUCAUAUUUUUUAAUGCGAAUAUAUAUAUCUUGUAACACAUUGCAAAAGAAUUUUAUAUAAUUUGCAAAAGUUGCGCCGUAUAAGGUGUUUGGUUUUGAGAGAUUCGCUUUAACUUUUUCAAUUUACUUUUAUAUUUUUUUAAUAAUUAGGUUUCACCUGUAUGAAUAUUAUAUAUUCUCUUUUAUUUAAUCAAUUAAUUAUUCAAGACAAAAAUUACGAAGUCUGAUGGAGGUCAUUCAGGUGAAUGUAAGAUAGAAAUACCAAUUCCCAAACUUAAUCCUGGACGUUUUUAUUGCUUUGGUCUUUAAAUAUGAAUAUUUAACAUAUUUUUAACACUAUAUAUGUAUAUAUGUGUGUGUGUUUGUACAUGUAUUUACACAUCUACAAGGUGAAGAACAUAAAUGAAACCAUUUCGUAAGGAAUCUUAAACUUCGCUUGUUUUCUGGGUUUAGACCACGUCUUUCUUAUAGGAUUUGGUUCCGACGUUUCAUGAACAUAUUAGUUCAUUUCUUCAGGAAGCAGUUUAAAACUGCUAUUUUCUGCGAAAUGUUUUCUUUUAUAAGAAAAGGGAUUCUGGUGAUUUGAAGUGGGAGAUGUAGGAAUGAGAAUUUGUUUUAAUUUUCUCUACAAUUCUGGUUAUAGAAUAAAGAUUGAUUUCGAUUUAAUGAACUAAAGGUGAUCUUGAAAUCCUGAAAACUACAAGCGACAAAAAAUUUGACUAAUGCAUUACAUAACUUCCUUCGAGUCAUACAAUAUCCAUUUGAAUCAGCUUUUGGUAAAAUCAAUAUUUACGGCGUUAUCGAAGUAGUUCCAGUUAUGGUUGCUUCACUCUGUAUAUGUUCAAUAUAUGCAUAUAUAUUAUAUGUUGAAACUUUAAAUAUAUUCCCAUUUAAAAGUAAAGCAAUAAAAGUGUCUAGGAUUAGGUGCGUGUCCGUGUGCAUAUUGGUACUUUUACCUUGUGCGCGCUGCGUCAUUCUUUACAAAUCACUCGAAUCGGUAUAUUUCCUACGGCGAUACAUUCUCCAGAUCGCAUCGAAACCCAUCCUCGUGCGCGACGGACUUCGAAGAGGGGAAUAUCGCGCGAGCAUCGUCGAUACCUCGGCGCAUCCGCUUCCCGGGCCCACGGCCACAGCCGCACGAUUGUAACGGGUCAGGGGAGGAGAGGAUUACGGAACUCGACAGACCGCGUGUCGUGAGCCGGUAUUCAGUGCGACGAUAAGUGGCGGAUUCAACGGCGGUUCAGCCGUCAAACGCGCGUGUCCGGUGAUAUUUAGGUGUCGCGUUGACCGUGGUAUUAAACGCGCUUCGCCGCACAGCCGAGUGUGAAUCCCGCGUAAAUUACAAUGGCGCGAUGUAACCGCCGUGUCGACCGCUCGUUGUGCUGCCCGAUCACGGCGAAUGUGCGUUUAACGCCACGCUCAAUUCCGCAUUUGAUGGGACACGCUGCGCUGUGGCGGACGAGUCGCUCACGGCUUGCCGCCCCUUACCGGCUCGCUUUCUUUCGGGCCCUGCGUACCUGCGAGUGUUCGGCGGUGCAAAGCUUUCCAGGAACGGGCGGGUCGGCGUGACCACCCUCAACUUAGAAAACAGGCAUUGUAACAUAGAUCUAGACAUAUCGCCACCGGCCGAAUACGCGAAUCGCCAACGAUACGCCGCUGAUUGUCGAGAGGCCGAGGAUCGACGUGCCCGAUCUUUACGCGGGAUCGACGACGGCUCGAUAAAGGAUAACCGGUAUCGUGUGAUCUGCGACGAGAUAGCCGCGCGGCGACGCUUACCUCGCGCGAUGAAAGAAAGGAGCGUUUGGCUGUCGUACGAAUGUCUUGUAAGAAUUUCUUCGACGACGUUUUUAUGUAUGAACGGAGAUACCUUUUUAUUUUGUGACGCGAAGUCGCCUUCAGCCGGAGCAGUCUCGUCACAGGUCGUCACAGAUACUCGUUGUUGCUUCAGCACUUCCAUAAACGACGUUAUUGUCUUCGUCAAGAACGUUAUGCAACUUUUUGCUUUUUGUAAUAAAAAAUUUUGAAUUUUUUUUAGAUAAAACAAAACGAUAUUACAUUUUUA
This is a messenger RNA of Odontomachus brunneus, 11597 nucleotides long. RefSeq names its product latrophilin Cirl-like. Lineage: Eukaryota; Metazoa; Arthropoda; Insecta; Hymenoptera; Formicidae. Gene Ontology annotation, molecular function: G protein-coupled receptor activity; carbohydrate binding. The coding region runs from base 4392 to 8447 and encodes 1351 amino acids. The record is from RefSeq and is a predicted model, not a curated record. The transcript has 19 exons. Gene Ontology annotation, cellular component: membrane. Gene Ontology annotation, biological process: cell surface receptor signaling pathway; adenylate cyclase-activating G protein-coupled receptor signaling pathway.